AAUGCUUCGAAAAUUGUGUCAUCCCACACCGUGUUCACCUCCUCACACGGUCUAGAGUCAAGUCAACUCACUCUCCUAGUCUUCGAUCCAGAUCCCAUCGGGUUGGACUGUGUACACUCUUAAAACUUCAUCAGCUCCCGAGCAAUCUCAGCCCGUACAUCAGGUUCUUGGAUCUCUCCCGAGCUGGGAUCCGUCAAGUUUUCUGCUCCAGCGGCGACAAUUCGUCAGGAAUGGCCAACAAGCCGAGUCUUCUGAGCACUCUGCCGACUAACCCACCAGCACAGUUUCUGAAAGAUAUCACGGACGGCUUCUCUGAAACUCAAAUGCUUGGUGAAGGUGCAUUUGGAACUGUUUACAAGGGCAUUCUGCAAGAUGGGCAGCCAAUUGCGGUGAAGAAGCUUGCAGAGAAUGCGCCGGUGGCACCUGAGAAGCAGUUCAAGAUUGGGGUUGGGAACCUUAUGGCCAUGCAGCAUCCGAAUAUAGUCAGGAUACUCGGCUACUGCCGUGAACCGCAAAGGAAAGUGAUUGAGCAGAGUGGAAGAUACAUUAUUGUAGACGUGGUUGAGAGCUUACUGUACUAUGAAUACGUUCCUAAUGGAAACCUUGAAAAGUAUAUUUCCGAUGCAUCAGCUUCUAGACCUGAUUGGAAGACAUGCUUCGAGAUAAUCAAGGGCAUCUGCCAGGGCUUACGUUACCUACAUAAGGAAAUGGAUAGGCCAAUUGUUCAUUUGGAUCUUCAUCCUACCAACAUAUUGUUGGAUGAGAACAUGGUGCCGAAAAUCACGGAUUUCGGCCUGUCCAGACUCUUUGGUGAAGAACAAACCAGAAUAAACACAAUUAAUGUUGUGGGAAAGAAAGGGUACAUGGCUCCAGAAUAUCUAUAUAGGGGUGAAAUUUCAACCCGGUCAGAUAUAUAUAGCUUAGGUCUAGUAAUCAUGGAGAUUAUAACAGGCAAGAACAGUUCUUCAAGCGACAAAGAUAUGUCUGCAAGGGACUUUGUAGAUAAGGUGCGUGAGACGUGGACAGAUGAGCACAUAGCAUCCAAGCACUCAGCACUAGAUGCAGUCAGCCUCCAGGAAGUAAGAACAUGCAUUGAAAUUGGGCUAAAAUGUGUGGAUAUUGAUCAGAACAAGAGACCUUCUAUAGUUGAAAUUGUUGACAAGCUCAAUGGAAGGCAUGCUCACUGAAUGAUGAACUCCUGCAUACUAUACAUGCAAGUGAAAAUUAUGUUGCGGACCCAUGGAGAUUUGCUCUAGAUGGAAUCAUGGACAAAAUAAUUGUAUGUGUUACCGAUUAUGUACUUUUGAAUAAUGUGUUCCUCGUGUUGUGUCACUUUUUCAGGAGUUCCUUGAUUUGUCAUUGUGUUUUUCUUUCUUUUGACACAAAUCUGCAUGCAUAACCUGUUGAAAAAUUGUGUGCAUACUAGUUAUUUGUUUUUUCUCAUGUUAUGUGAAUACUAUUUUUUU
Zea mays is the source of this 1466-nucleotide messenger RNA. Its product is annotated as putative protein kinase superfamily protein. The record is from RefSeq and is marked validated. Gene Ontology annotation, molecular function: ATP binding; protein kinase activity. Lineage: Eukaryota; Viridiplantae; Streptophyta; Magnoliopsida; Poales; Poaceae. Gene Ontology annotation, biological process: protein phosphorylation.